Molecule: messenger RNA, 756 nt
Organism: Phycomyces blakesleeanus NRRL 1555(-)
Lineage: Eukaryota; Fungi; Mucoromycota; Mucoromycetes; Mucorales; Phycomycetaceae
Exons: 5
Molecular function (GO): cytochrome-b5 reductase activity, acting on NAD(P)H
Source: RefSeq, a predicted model, not a curated record
CUCGAGAACAUUGAAAAGAUUAACCACAACACCAGCCUUUUCCGUUUCGCUCUUCCCGAAGCUGAGCAGCACGCCGGUCUUCCUGUCGCCUCUUGCGUGAUUACCCGUUACCCAAUCACCAAGAAGGAUGGCUCGACUGGUUACGUUAUCCGCCCCUACACCCCCACUUCUCCUGAAGAGGCCAGGGGUUAUGUUGACUUUAUUGUCAAGUCUUACCCUGACGGUAAGAUGAGCAAGCACAUCCAUAACCUCAAGGUUGGUGAGACUCUUGACGUCAAGGGUCCUAUUCCCAAGUACAACUGGGAAGGCAGCACUAUCCAGAACGUUGGCAUGAUUGCCGGUGGUACUGGUAUUACUCCCAUGCUCCAAAUUAUCCGCAAGGUAUUCAGUGACAAAUCUACUGAUGACAAGACCAAGGUUACUCUGGUAUUUGCCAACCAGACCGAGGACGACAUCUUGCUCAAGGACGAGCUCGACAAGUACGCUGCCCAAUACCCUAACCGCUUCAAGGUUGUCUACGUUCUCGACAAGCCACAGCAGGCCAACUGGGAGGGAGUCAAGGGUUUCGUCACCCCAGAGCUGAUCAAGGAGCACCUGCCUACCCCCGAGACUGAGUCAAGCAUUGUCUUUGUCUGUGGUCCCGACCCCAUGGUUGCUGCCUUGGCUGGUCCCAAGGCUAAAGACAAGAGCCAGGGUGAAGUCUCUGGUGUAUUGAAAGCACUUGGCUAUGGUUCCGAGAACGUUUACAAGUUCUAA